UCCUACUCUUGACCUAAAGUUGACCGGACGCCAUGGCAUCCUACCAGGCUACGCAGCGGUCACAGCUAGAGAUAAAGCGGGAGGGGGAGGCGUUAGGUUACGCGGGGACAAAGCUUUUAAAAUGGGUCAGGGAUGAGGUGGACGCGGAACGGGCUAGGGUAGACAGGGAAAGAGAAUUUAAGCAAGCAGAGUGGGCUAGGGACAAGGAAAAAGAGGAGCGUCAAAUUCAGCUGUUAGAGUUGGAAAUUAAACGAAUAGAGUUAGCGAAUCGUAGCAACGAGUAUGUGGGGAAGGAGGAGGAGCAAAUAGGUGUCGGAUCAUCGAAGGUAACACUACCAAAGUUUGAUGGGGUGGCCGAUCACCUAGACUUUUUUCUCCUUCGUUUUGAAGAAGAGGCUAGGCAAAACAGAUGGAGGCAAGACUGCUGGAGUAAUGAGCUCCGCAAAUUAAUGCCGGCAGAACUAUUGCCAGUGUGCUUUAUGGGACACAGAGCGGAAGCAAAAGCUUCCUACGAGGAGCGAUGGACUGUUGAUGAGACGAUACACCGACGGACAGGGCGUCGCGUGGGAUCAAUUGGCUGUACCUAAACCGCUGCGGCAGGUGGUACUUGACCUGACCCACAGCAA
Physella acuta is the source of this 626-nucleotide messenger RNA. RefSeq lists its product as uncharacterized. The record is from RefSeq and is a predicted model, not a curated record. Lineage: Eukaryota; Metazoa; Mollusca; Gastropoda; Physidae.